GAUGGUAUGUCUGUGCAAAUUCAUCCUUGUUUGCAACGUCUACAACCCCCCAACCUCAGAAAUAAACUAAUCAGUAGGAAACUUCCUUCUUAUUAUGAUGUCACAAAGAAUGGAAGCAAACCCUGCAAUAAAAAAAAUGCUGCAAACUGUGCAACCAAAUCAAUCCAUCAAAAAGUGUCAGACACUCAAAAGGGAUCUUCAAUAUCUCCAGAUCAUACAGCUGCACCUCUAGUAAUGUUGUAUACCUUAGCCAGUGCAGAAAAUGGAAUAAAG
This is a messenger RNA of Staurois parvus, 273 nucleotides long. NCBI's taxonomy places the organism in Eukaryota, Metazoa, Chordata, Amphibia, Anura, Ranidae. The record is from the annotation of a GenBank genome assembly.